Suillus bovinus is the source of this 2642-nucleotide messenger RNA. RefSeq lists its product as uncharacterized. Bases 183 to 2642 code for a protein of 819 amino acids. NCBI's taxonomy places the organism in Eukaryota, Fungi, Basidiomycota, Agaricomycetes, Boletales, Suillaceae. The record is from RefSeq and is a predicted model, not a curated record. The transcript has 6 exons.
GCCACAUCAAUCCAGCAUCUGACACAUCAGAUUGAUCGAUGGUCCACUACAUUUGCGCCACAUUGGUCGACCGGAUAUAAGGCAAGCAGGAAGUAUUCGUCUUUCUUGUCCUCUCACUUUUUUUCACCUCAGUAGUUCUGCUCACCACACUCAACCGGUGUUAUCAUUGAACACCUACCGUCAUGUCCCCUGCUGGAGAGACUGCCACAUUAUCUACUCCGCCACGCGCAAAUGCAUCAGUCGAAGGUGAUAUUAAAUUAGAAUCUACCCCAAACAGUCGUGGGGCUUCGGUCAUCAGCGAGAACAUCGACUUGGUCGGUGUCCAGGUCAAGGAGGUCCGCCCAUGGAUUCAGCGGGACAUCGAGCAGGCCAAGCAGUGCAAGGCAGAUGCUAUGCUGCAAGCCCUCCUACAGCGCGCGUCUUGCGCGCCGGAGACGAAGCAACCCGAGCUUCUGCAAAAGUGUCUUGAGGCAGUUCUACCGGUUUGUAACGGUGAUGUCUCUGCUGGAGGCAUAUCCUCCUCGGGCAUCGAGACAGCCCUGAAUGAAUACAUACGUCCAGGAAUAGAAAACAAGUUCUACAGCCCUUUUAUUCAGGCCACCAAUAUCGCACUCGCCUGUCUUGAAGAAAUUAAGGUCGACGGAAUGGAUGCUCCUGCCACCACCGUGGACAUGAUCUGCCAGCAAAACGAUAUGCCCAUGUACCAAACCCACAAGACGCUGACAUCGGUUCGGAAGCCCGACGUCGUAAUGAUUCCUUUGAACAGCGCACGUGCUUCCUUCGAGGAUGAGAAGGACGGCAAGAAGGGCGAUCAGAAGGCCAAACAAAGAGCCGACCACAAGGACGACACAAAGGACGGUCAGGAGCGCAAUGAUCACAUGGUCAAGAAUGCAAUGGAAAAGCCGCGAACACCACUCUUCUGGAAAGAUAUUCUAGGUUCCAUCGAGUUCAAGAGAAAGACGCCAGGUAGGACGAAAGGGAUUAAGCCACCGCCCUCUUCGUACACAGUGACAGAUUAUGUUCCCACUAAGCCAGAAUAUCUGCCGGUGGAUCAUCUUAAGGCCGAAGAGCCGGAUCAGGGCCCUUCGCAGAUCCCAACCACACAACCUGCGUCCGACACCGCACCAGGUUUAUCGUCUUCUGGCCUUACUGCCGCAGAGCCCUCCAAGGGCGGGUCCAGUUCUAAGCGCAAGGCUGCGGACACCUUGCGACCCGGAGCGAAAAAAUUCAAAGCUAAUCCUGACGAGCUAGAUGUGACCGUCCAGACAGGUCUGUACGCCGCCGAAAUGUUUGCGGCCAAUCUUGCUGUCGAAUAUCUGAUUAAUUUUAUCGUCGUCGACGAUGUGAUCUGGAUCUGGUAUUAUGAUCGCCAGGGCACCGUUCAAUGCUCGGGCAUCAACUUCACUCAAGAUCUCCCGCGAUUCAUGGUGCUGUUGUACGCGUUACAACGCUUCAAGGUCCACGAUUGGGGUCGAAACAAGGAGUUCCUCCCAGUUCAAGUUGAGGGGAAACAAUGCCACGAAUUCAAAAUCCAGGACAAAGAUCUUGGAACGGUGGAUCUGUUGCUUCACACCAGUCACGACGAAAGGGUGACGCACUACGGACUACAUGGACGAGCCACCAAUGUGGUCCCCGUCACUAGUGAGGCGCUCGCCAAGAAAUUCCCAAACGUCCAGGAUGGGAUGGUGGCCAAGAUCUUUUGGGGAGAGGAGGGUCGCACCAGCGAGCCAAAAAUCUUGGACAAAGUUGAGAAGAUCGCCAAUGUGCACCCGACCGUCCAAGGGCACAUUCCUGAGCUGCUCUGGCACCACGGGUUCACGAAUCCCACGUCCGCCAUGCGAGAAGCGCUCGGUGUCCCAGAACCCACCACGGGCAGUCGUGUCCUCUACAUCCUUGUAUUCCGCAAGCUCUACCCCAUCACGAAGCUCUACGGCAAAGAGCUUUUUGACGUCUGGCGUCAAUCUAUCCUAUGUCACUUCACUCUAUGGAAGGAAGGGGUUUAUCAUCGUGAUAUUAGCCCUGGAAACUUGAUGUGGUACAGGAAAAAAAGAAAACUGAUCGGUGUCUUAAAUGACUACGACCUAUCUUCAUUGGUGGAUGACCCGGGUCCACGGGGCAAUGAGCGUACGGGCACGGUACCGUUCAUGGCCCUCGACCUUCUCCAUGCAAAGGCUCAACGAGGCGAAGUUAAACAUCUAUACCGCCAUAAUUUAGAGUCGUUUUUAUGGGUUUUAACCUGGAUUUUCUUGCGUUACAGGCAGGGAGCCCUUCUACCAAAGCAAUCACGCCUUCUUGACGAGUGGGCGACUUUAGGCGCCAUUACAUGUGGCGAGAAGAAGUUAGUCUUUUUGGAAAAUGUUUUCGAUCAUAAACCCCCAUAUCUCCAAAUUUCGGGAUCGGACAUAGAUCGGUCCUUAUGGCUUCUCCUUAUAGAUUGUUUCGAGGCGCUCGAUGUGGAUGCCUCCAAUCGCCGUCGUCACACUUACCAUGUUCGCCGUAUUCAGGAACAACAAUUGAUGGAAGGAUCAGGCGAGCAGCUAAACGCCGAGGAAACAAUAGAAGAAGAUAUGGAUAAUGUGCUAGGCAAAUUCACAAGGACUAUGGCCUGGGUAAAGCUCAGCAACCUUUUAGCUUCACAGUGA